Messenger RNA from Plasmodium vivax (malaria parasite P. vivax), 2718 nucleotides. RefSeq lists its product as hypothetical. The record is from RefSeq and is a predicted model, not a curated record. NCBI's taxonomy places the organism in Eukaryota, Apicomplexa, Aconoidasida, Haemosporida, Plasmodiidae. Bases 1 to 2718 code for a protein of 905 amino acids. The transcript has a single exon.
AUGGAAGUGGUAAUCAAGAGGCCCUACAUCGAAGUAUUCGAACGGAUACUGAAGCUCUUCACGUCGGUGAGCGAGCACCUGCACCUCCGACUCACGCGCAGCCGGCUGGAGCUGAUCGGCUCCAACAGCUUGACAAACGAGUUGGUAAUCCACGUGGACAAGAAGCUCUUCUCCCUGGGCAGUGUGCGCUGCGAGGAGAAGAGCGCCAGCGGCUCCCUCAGCUCGAAGGACCUAUACCACUGCCUGUUUAGCUACCAAAUAGCGCGCCUGCUGAGGAGUGGCGGUGGGAGAGGUGGAAGCGGUGGCGAUGCUGGCGGUGGAGCUCCCGGUGAUGACAGCGUUAACCGCGUUAACCGCGAUGACCGCGCUGACCGCGCCACCACCGGCGCGGUGUCCAAGCUGAUUCUCAAAUUCAACAAGGGGAACGACACCCUGGAGGUGGCCGUGAAGUUUAAGAAGCGCAAGACGCACUGCAGCGCGGUGCUCAAGCUGAGGCCCUUCUGCAACCCGCUAAAGAGCCACGUGUAUAGGAAUGAAUCCAUCAUACAAGUAGAACCCACUCUCUUUCUAAUAAACUUGAAGGACCUAGCCAACGAAAGAAACGUUUUUCUGAAAAACACAGAUGACUCCCUCAUCCUGAGUGCCAUCGAAACUUCAGAUUUCAGUCUCAACAAGGAAAAAAUAAAAAGGGAGCAUUUCUUUUAUAAUAAUAAAAGCAUAUCCAUCCCGUCCAGCAAAACCAAGUACUUCUUCAAAAACAAAAAAUUUGAGGACCACACAUUGGCGCUUCCCCUCACGGAUUUGAAACUCAUUGUGAAGUUCUGCUCCGACUUGAAUUUGCUGUGCCUGUUUUCCACCAAAAAUUUUAAGGAGAAUGUGGUCAUCUCCUUCGGGGGGGUCAUUCCGCGCAUUUUAGAGAAGAACAGGAGGAGCAUUUGUUCGCGGCGGGAGAUGCGGGAGACGCGGCAGAUACAGCAGAUACCGCAUCUGCGGCAGACCCACUGGGGGGAAGCAACACCCAGGGUAGGGCAUACCGAGGGAAUUUCCAACCACAGCGUGUAUGCGAAGAGCCCCUGCCCAGUCAGAACUCCCCACGCAGAAGGGAAAGAGGAACGGGCACCCCAACCGUGCGUGUUCUACCUCUCCGAUGAGAACGACUCAAGUGAUGAGUACGACUCGGAUGUGGAUGAGAUAGACCAGCAGGCCCUCUACCCUUCACCUGCACGUGGUCAGGCGGAUUGGGGCAACGCUGAUGAGCAGAACUACAACGAUGUCAUAACGGGGCGAAUCCAUUUCACUUCCUACUUCAACAUGUCCUGCAAUUUUAACGACUACAAGCUUAGGGGAGACGACUUGGUUAGGGGAGACGACGUGGUUAGGGAGUGCCUCGCCGGGCCGUCUCCACGCGAGGGGACGGGGGAAAGCCUCCCAGUUAGGAGGGUGGACAUACAAGACAGCAGGGUGGACAUCCAUGAUAGCGGGGCAAACCUCCCAGACAGCAGGGCAGAAACCCAUGAUGGCGGGGCGACCCCCCCGCCUGGCCUCGCGCAAGUGGACCAGCGGCACCUCCCCAUGGGAGAGCGCACACCUGAGCGGCGCGAAGUGAGCACCGGCGAAAACGCCCCAGGGAAGAUGCCAACAGAGCACCCAGAAAAAACAAUCCACCAAACGUGCAACAUAAAAUCGGAGCAGGAACGCCUGAACGGGUCAUACAAAAGGGGCAACCCCACUGAGGAGGACCCCCAUCAUGAAAGCAAAAGUAGAAAAAGGGAACCAGAGGAGAGAGGAGCCUAUCCAGAUCUAAGAGAAGAGGUAGGAGCAUUCACGAAGGAAGCCACUCGGAGGAUUGAACCCCCCAGUGAGGAUCUAAAUUAUGAUGAGUUCAUAAGGGGAAACAAAAAGCAAGAGGACGGCUUCUUCCAAAUGGAGUUACAAAUGAAGCAACUGGAAAGGACUCUCGACAUGGUAGACAGAAUGGAACAGCUAAACCGAGGGAGUGAGAUGGGGGAGAAGGGUGGCAAUCCCUACGUCGCUUCUCCCCCCAACGUGGUGGAUCAAAAAAUGGGAAAAAAAAAAACAGACAAAGCAGAGUGCCCCCCCUCGAAUGUAUGCGAAGCGAAUAAAAGGGGAAGUAACUUGAGGAAGACACCGAAGAGGGGGUGGCUGCCAUCCUGUGAGGGUGACUCUGCGGAAGCAAACACCCGCCAUCCUUUGGACCCCCCUUCGGAAGAAUGCAACUCCUUGGACAGCGAAAAUUUUUACUCUGUCGGUGAGGAAGGGGACUCACCAUCCACCCCAUCAACGCAGACGAAGCAGGAUGAGGAAUGCGAGAGCUACUUCGAUGACGUGUAUGCUAAGUACCAUUGGUGUGACAGCUUGGGCCGCAUUAAGAGGAGGCUCUGCGAGAGGGGCGACCAGGUGAGGACCGGGUGGUACGUCGCACAUCAAAGUUGCAGCCAGGGGAGGGGGGCAGAGAAGCGCCUUCCCCCGCGUGCCUCCAGGAGUUCCCACUAUAGGCGCUUAAGCAAGGACACAGAUGGGGGGGCCCACUCGUGGAGGGGGGAGCAGCAAAGGGAGGGCUUUAGGGAGGAGUGCAUGGAGCUGCGUAGAAAGGAGUGCGUCGAGGGGACCUACCCGUACAGGCUAAGGCAGGACGAGCGAUUUCGCUGCCGCAAGGAUGGGGCGCCCCGGCGGCGCCUCCCCUGGAUGUCGCAGUGA